AUGAAUUUGCUGCGCAAUGCCAGAGCUGCUGCGGCAGCUGCAGCGGCUGCAGCAGCUGCGGCAAAUGCAGCGGCUCCUGCUGAUGCAGCAGUUGCAGCAACUGCAGCAGCUACUGCCGCUGCAGCAGAGACGAAGCUGGAAGCAUCUGCAGGUGGCAGCGCAGCAGCAGCGGCAGAAGCAGCAGCACCAGCAGCUGCAGCAGCAGCACAAGCAGCGGGAGCGGGAGCAGCAAAACUGCGCAGCGCUGCAUGUGUGGCCUUAGAGCAGCCGCAGAAUAGUGGCUUAGUGACCCAGCAGCAGCAGCACCAGCAGGAGCAGCAGCCACAGCAACUGCAGCAGCAGCAGCAGCAUCGAGGUGUCCUCCGUAUUGACCUGGAGAGCCGAAGGGGGCAGCAGCUCAUCCGUUCAGUGGGUGCUCUCAUGCUUCACAGAAAGCAGCAGCAGCAACAGCAACAGCAGCAGCAACAGCAACAGCAGAAGCAACAGCAGCAGCAACGGCAGCAGCAACGGCAGCAGCAACAGCUGCUGCUGCAGCGCGAUGGAGACCCCCAGCAGCAAGUACCCCAUAGGAUGAGGUGGCGCGCAGCUGUGCCCUGUGGGCGGCUCUCAACAACAAUAAGGGCAGCAGCAGCUGCUGCUGCUGCUCCUGCUGCUGCUGCUGCUGCUGCGCAGAGCAAAGCAGCAGACUCGCCAGCAGCUGUUGCUGCUGCAGCACCGACCUCGCCAGCAGCAGCAUUUGCUGCUGCGAUGCCCACGAGCCUCCCGCUGCAGGCAGUGGCUGAGGUGAAGAGGCACUCUGCUGCUGUGUUGCGUUUGCUGCUGCAGCAGCAGCAACAAAUGAGCCCUGCUGCAGCUGCUGCUGCUAAAGGCGCCUCGGAGCUGCCCCGUUUCCCCCUAUUGGCAGAAUUUUUGCACGACGUAGCAGCAGCCGAGCAGCAGCUGCAGCAGCAGCAGCAGCAGCAACGCUCAAGUAUCGCCGCCACGAGGCGGCAGAACCGUUUGCUGCAGCUGCAGCAGCAGCUGGAGAUGCACCGCAGCAAGUUCUUCGAGCUGCAGCAGAGAAGAGACCUUGAAGGGCUUAAAGCAGCAGCAACAGCAGCAGCAGCAACAGCAACAGGGAGCAGCAGCAACUGCAAGUUGCUGCCGCGGCCUAUCUGUUUGCUGCUGCAGGAGCUGCUGCAGCGCGCAGCACCGAGAGCCUCACUGGCUGACAUCGAGCAGCUGCUGCAGCUCUAUGUGACCAGUGGUCAGCAGCGCAUGCUGCAGGCAGCAAGCAGCAGCAGCAGCAGCAGCAGCAAAAAACGCCUGCUAGAGGCAGGGCAAGACACUGCGUGGCUCCACGAUGUGUUUAGGCCAGACUUGCUGCUGCUGCUGCUCCGGGCGGCGCAGCGCCGCCUGCAGCAGCAGCAGCAGCAGAAGCAGCAGCGAAAGCAGCAGCAGCUGUCAAGGCCCAGCACUCCGCACGCUAAGCAGAGUGCUGCGCGCGUCGCGCAGCUGGCAGAAGCAGCAGCGCAGAUAUGCGGGGGUGCUGCAGCAGCAGCAGCAGCAACGGGAGCAGCAGCUGAUCCCAAGACCCCAACAGCCGCCAUAGAAGCAGCAGCAGCCCAGCAAGCAGAAGCAACAGCUGCAGCAGCGGCACCGAAAGCAGAAGCAACAGCUGCAGCAGCAGCACCGCAAGCAGCAGCAGCAUCUGCUGCACCACCCGAAGUAGCAGCAGCAGCAGCAGCAGCAGCAGCAGAGUUGUCCAGGUUGGCAGCACUUUGUGGCGCAGCUGCACCAGCAGCAGCAGGACCCUUCGCGCUGGACACAUCUGCAGCAGCAACAGCGGUAGCAGCAGCAGCAACAGCAGCAGCAGCAGCACCAGCAGCAGAUAGCCGUAAAGCUGGGGGCUUCUGCAGCACGCGCCUUGGGCGCCGCACGCUGCGGCGCUGCUGGAGCCUUGUGCUGCUGAUGCAGCAGCUGCAACGGGAGCAGCAGCAGCAGCAGCAGCAUGCACUCAUUCCGCGUCUGUCUACCCUGCAGCAGCAGCUGCUGCUGCUGCAGCGAACUGGCGACGCUGUGAAGGUGCAGGUUAAUCUCUCGGAGUUGCCGCUGCCGCGGCAGCUGAAGUUAACAGCAGACCUUAUCUGCGUGCUGCUGCGGCAGCUGCAGCAGCAGCGGAAGCAGCUGCUGCUCCAGCAGCAGCAACAGCCGCUGCUGCUACAGAAAGAGCAGCAACAGCAGCAGCAACCAGAGGGGCUCGCGCCGCAGGGGCAGGAGCAUGUGCCGCAUCAAACCAAGGAACUGCAGCUGCUGCAGAAACAGCAGCAGCAGCAGUUCCAGAUCGAGCUGCAGCUGCUGCUGCUCUCUGCCGAGGUGCUGCUGCUGAAGUUGCGGCAGAAAAGCGGCAGCAGCAGCAGCCCAAACACCAGCAGCAGCAGCAGCAGCAGCUCUUCCUCGCGGCGGCACCUUGUCCGCUGCAUCUGCGCUUUAGCUCGCCUACAGCGUGUUGCAGUGCAGCAGCAGCCGCAGCAGCAGCCACAGCAGCAGCACUUCACUGCAGCAGCUGCAGCAGCAGCAACAAUUGUGGGCCCCCUCAGCCUCCUGCUGCUUCAGCAGCUGCUGCCGCAGCAUAUCUUGUCCUUGUCUUUGUGGGAUUUUCUGCGGUUGUUUGCUGCAGUGGCGGAGCUGCUCCCGCUGCUGCUGCACCUAACGCAGGACGCCCGCACAGACGCCUUGGCUGUUGCUGCUCCUGCUGCUGCUGCUGCUGCUGCUGCACCAGCGGCCGGCCUAGGUGCGGCUCACUUUGUGCUGCACAAGCACCUCAGCAAGCUGCAGCAAACAGCAGCAGCUCUUCUGCAGCAGCCGCUGCCCUCAGAGCCUCUCUUGCCUGCUGCUGCAGUACCCAUCCUAGCGAAGGAAGCAAGGAAGAUCCAGCAGCAGCUGCAGCACCAGGGGCUGCUGCUGCAGCAGCAGCAGCAGCCACAUGAAGAAGCAGAACUGUCGCGUGCAGCUCGAAGGGCCCUACCGGAUCUGCCCUUAGGUAGCUGCCCGCCUCAUUUGCUUUGUGCUGCUGACGUUGCUGCUCUGGCAGCUACAUACGAAAGCCUUGCUGCUGCUGCUGCUGCUGCAGCAAGCGGAAACACUUAA
This is a messenger RNA of Eimeria tenella, 3129 nucleotides long. RefSeq lists its product as uncharacterized. The record is from RefSeq and is a predicted model, not a curated record. Gene Ontology annotation, molecular function: transcription coregulator activity. Gene Ontology annotation, cellular component: SWI/SNF complex; nucleus. NCBI's taxonomy places the organism in Eukaryota, Apicomplexa, Conoidasida, Eucoccidiorida, Eimeriidae. The transcript has a single exon. Gene Ontology annotation, biological process: regulation of transcription by RNA polymerase II. The coding region runs from base 1 to 3129 and encodes 1042 amino acids.